Messenger RNA from Phoenix dactylifera (date palm), 7841 nucleotides. Lineage: Eukaryota; Viridiplantae; Streptophyta; Magnoliopsida; Arecales; Arecaceae. The record is from RefSeq and is a predicted model, not a curated record.
UCAAGCAAACCCACCAAAUUGUUCGACCAGCAGCACUCCCUCCCCGUCUGGAUCGCGUCGCACGUGCUGCUUCCCUCCUCGUAUGCCUCCGCAGCUCCCACCCUCAACCUCCGUCUGUUCGACUUCCUUCCUGCCCCGUCCCACAUGCACCAAAUCCUGUUUCCAGUCUACCGGCAAAAGAAUAAAAAAAUUCCUACCUCUAGACAUCUCAAAGCGAAAUAAAAAUGAUCCAAUAGUCGCGGGCAUAGAUCUCGACGUUUUUUUUUUCUUUCUUUUGACUUCUCGUCUAUUUCCGUUUCUUUUCAUUUUUGUUUUCUUUUUAAUGAGUGAGUCGUAAGAUUUUUCGCUUGCUUUAGCAACGUGGACGGAAGCAUGCCAAGCGAACGAGAGCUGUGCUUUGCUCGCCAUUGACUUGAUCCCUGGUCACUCGUUCCGCGAACAAAAGCCAAAGCCCUCUUCCUUGUUUGCCGUGUCUGAUCCGAGCAGAGCAAGGAGGAAACCGAGGUUGUGCAAUGGCGAGCGCUUUCCUCUCUUCCAUCCUAUCAAAAACCAGCCAAGUACUGGGCUUUGCUCAGAGAUCGGCAGUCUCGCCGUCUUCGUCAUCGGAUCCACGCAGCAGUGUCCGAAAAGAUCUGGAGAAGCUGGAGAGAACAUUGAAGAGGAUCCAGGCAGUGCUCCAUGAUGCGGAGGAGAGGGAGAUACGAGACGAAUCCGUCAAGCUCUGGCUGAAGGAGCUUAAAGAAGUGGCUUAUGAAGCAGACGACGUGCUGGACGAGUACCAGUACGAGGUACUGCGAGCCCAAGUAAAAGGCCGAGCUUCCCGCAAGAGGAAGCGAGUGGAAGGGGUCGACGAUGGGGAGGAGGUUUCAAUUCCGGACGGCAUGGGGGAUAGAAUCAGGGACAUCAGGGAGAGGCUCAAUGAGAUCUUGCGGGAUCGGGAACGCCUCCGUUUAAAAGAGGAAGAUGGAGAGCGACGGGUCCUCGAAGUUCCAUACCCCACACCAACCAGCCACAUGGUGGAUGAGUCGAGUAUUUAUGGAAGGGAACGCGACAAGCAGGAGGUAAUUGAUUUGCUGUUUUUCGAGGGUGUGGGAAAUGGUGUCUCCGUCAUUCCGAUUGUCGGCAAGGGGGGACUGGGAAAAACCACCAUCGCCCAGCUGGUCUACAAGGACCCCAGGGUAAAACAAUAUUUUGAUCUAACUGGAUGGGUUUGUGUAUCCGAUGAUUUUGAUGUUCCAAGGCUAACAAAGGCCAUCAUUGAGUCUCUUCCUGGAAGUUCAUGUGAUUCUACACAACUAAGCAAACUUCAAAAUUCUCUCAAGGAAAAGCUGAAGGGGAAGAGAGUGUUGCUGGUGCUCGACGACGUCUGGAAUGAACAGCAAAGCCGUUGGGAGAGCUUAAGAAACCCCUUCCUUGGUGCAGAAACGGUGACAAUUAUCAUGACCUGUAGGAAUGAUUCGGUCGCCGAGAUCAUGCAGACAGUGCGUCCUUAUCAUCCUCGCUGCUUGUCUCCAGAGCAGUCUUGGGCAUUAUUCAGGCAUUAUGCAUUCGGUGGUCGAGACCCUCUACAACAACCAAGCUUGGUGGAUAUGGGUAAGCAGAUUGUCCAUAAGUGUUCCGGUUUACCAUUGGCUGUGAAGUCAAUAGGAAGCCUUCUGAGAUACAUGGCAGAUGAAGAUAGCUGGAUGAAUGUCAUACAAAGUGAGAUAUGGGAAGUCGACGAGAAGAAUGAGAUUUUGCCAGCUCUUAGAUUAAGCUAUAGCCGCAUGCCAGCCCGUCUAAAACCUUGUUUCGUUUAUUGUUCCAUGUUUCCCAAGGAUUAUCUAUUUGAGAAAGAUGAAUUAGUCCGAUUGUGGAUGGCGCAAGGUUACAUCCAGACAUGUGGAGGUAGAAGAAGUAUCGAAGACAUUGGCACUGAAUAUUUCAUUGACUUGCAAAGAAGAUCGUUCUUUGAUUUCCAUCAUUCUAAGUUUUUUAAGAUGCAUGAUAUGAUGCAUGAUCUAGCGAAAUCUAUUGCAGAAAAUGAGUGCUGGGCAAUUGUGGAUAAGAAGCUACCUGGGCUCCCCGAUGAGGUUCGCCAUUUAUACGUGCAAGUGAAAGAGAUAUUUGUGAAAUUACUAUGCUCGUAUAAUUUUAGCGCCUUACGGACCUUGUUAAUCCAGUAUUGGUAUGGAGAUCACAUAGCAAACGCAAAAAUAAUCAAGAAUCUCCCGCUACUAAGAUGUUUACGGACUCUACAGUUUUGUUGGAAAAUAAAAGAUGAGAUCCCAGAUUUACUCGGGAACCUGAAGCACCUACGCUAUUUACGUAUCUCAUCCGACACAAUUGAGAAGGUCCCUGAAUCAAUAUACGUCCUUUAUCACCUACAGAUAUUGUUUCUUGAUUGCCCGAAUCUUGCAGAGUUGCCAGAUGGCCUAGGCAACCUUACUAACCUCCACCACCUAGAAUUUGGGAGCAAGAAAAUUCUCUGCCUGCCAGUUGGGAUCCGAAAACUAACAAAACUUCAGAGCUUUCUUGGAUGUUAUAAAUUGCAGGGUGGGAUAGGACGGCUAAAGAAUUUGGUGAACCUCAAAACUCUCAUCAUCUCAGGGCUCAGGAACGUGGUCAACAUAGAGGAUGCCAGGGAUGCCGGUCUUAAACACAAGCAUAAACUUCAGAAGUUGGGUCUAUAUUGGAAUGCGGUCGGCUGCAUAAAUGAUCCGUAUCAUAAGGAGCAAUAUUAUAGAUUACUACAUCUAGAAGCUUUUUCAGGGGGAAAUAAGGAUGUCCCAAUGGAAGAAAAAUGGGAGGAAGCCAUGCUCGAGUAUCUCCAACCUCAUGCCAACCUCAAAAUGUUGCUUAUACAUGGGUAUGGUGGUUCCAAGUUUCCGGAAUGGGUGGGAAAUCCUUUCUCCUUUGCAUCACUUCAAGAAAUUUAUAUAAAGGAUUGUGAAAAAAUAAGCUCCCUUCCUCUAUACAUUCAUGACGACUCUCUUGGAAAACUAGAUGCACCCAUAUCAAAAUCCAUGCUUGAGAGGGUGCACAUUUCUGAUUGUCGGCAACUCACAUUCAUAGCAGGGCUGCAUCAUCUCCACUCGCUUAAAGAUCUGAAGAUAUACAAUUGUCCUCAACUCCGGCUUUUAUCAGAUGAAGAACUGCCAUCCAAUCUUCAAUAUCUGCAUAUUGAGGAGUGCCAACAGUUGACAUCACUGCCGAGGAUGCAAAACCUUACUUCUUCCAGAAGAUUAAUUAUACAAAAUUGCCCUCAACUUCAGCUCUUAUCAAAUUGGCUGCCAUCCAUUCUUCGAAAUCCGUUUUUUGAGGAGUGCUGCUACGUGGGGAUGCAAUUACUCCCGAGGAUGCAAAUCCUUACUUCUCCCAGUAGAUUAAUUAUACACAAUUGUCCUCAACUCCGGCUAUUAUCAGAGGAAGGACUGCCAUCCAAUAUUCAAGAUCUGCAUAUUGUGGAGUGCCCGCAGUUGAUAUUACUACUGGGGAUGCAAAACCUUACUUUUCUUGGAAAAUUAAUUAUAAGAAAUUGUCCUCAACUCCGGCUCUUAUCAGAGGAAGGACUGCCAUCCAAUCUUCAAUAUCUGCAUAUUGAGGAGUGCCAACAGUUGACAUCACUACCGGGGAUGCAAAACCUUACUUCGCUCGAAGGAUUAAUUAUAAAAAAAUGUCCUAAACUUUGGAUCACGACAGAAGAUCGACUCUCAUCUAUGCCUAAAGAAGUGAAAAUUGUUGAUUGCCCUGGAUUGAGUAACUGGUGCCAAAUACAAAGAAUCGAGUGCAUUGAGGUUGCUUCAGGCAACAAGCUGACUAUAUCGAACACAUGGGAGAACAUAAUGAGUGGGUUUGAUGAUUUGACAUCCAUUGAGUAUCUUUAUUUCGGUAAUUGUUGGAGAUUCCAAAUGAGAAGAUUCCAUAUUUUGGUACUUGAAGAGCUGACUAUAUGGGGUUGCACAGACUUCCCACCGCUAUGGUACCUGCCCAGGCUCCCAUCUCUUCGAAGCUUGGUCAUAAAGGACUGUCCGAAAAUCGACUACCUACCAUCUUCUCUUUUCCCAUCGACGCUUAAGUCGUUGGUGAUUGAUAGUUGUGAGGACCUAAGGGAUUUGCCGUUGGCGGAGAAGAAUCGAGAUGCAUUUGAGGAGCUGCAGCUUGCUAAUUGCCCUAAACUCGAACUGGUGCGAGGGCUGAAUUUCCUUUUCUUUCCAAAAAUCUUAAGAAUAGAACGAUGCCCUCAACUCUGGUUUCCACAAGAUGAUCGACAGCCAUCUAUUCCUCCAUGUGUCCAAAUUGCAGCAGAUGAUUGCAACAUGGGUCAAUUUCUACAGCUCGGGCUUCCUUCUGGUUGCUGCUCGCAGUCCCCAGUACAUAACAAUACAGAACCAUCGUUCCAGCGGACAGACAAUAGUGCUGUAUCUCCAAUAUCUGAUGAUGCAACUGAUUGCAACAUGGGUCAAUUACUACAGCUUGGGUUCCCUUCUGGUUGCAGCUCACAGUCCCCUGUACAUAACAAUGCAGAACCAUCGUGGGUUCAGGCCACAAGCAUCUUCAGGUUUGAUUUCUCCACUAUUGUGGUUGUCUUUGUUGAAAACGCCCCCUCCAGCCCCGGCCGCGGCGGCGUCGCCGGUGAUUACUUCUUUAGCGCCCCCACCAGCCCCAUGCACUUCAUCCUCUCCUCCGCCGGCGGCGGCGGAGGCCGCUUCCCUUCCGACUCCCCCGACGCCUCCGUCGCCGGCUCCUUCGAGUUCGAAUUCUCUGCCCGAUUCCCCUCUGCUGCCGCCUUCGCCACCGGAUCCAUGACCUCCGCCGACGAGCUCUUCCUUAACGGCCAGAUCCGCCCCAUGAAGCUCUGCUCCCACCUCCAGCGGCCCCAGGUCCUCGCCCUCCUCCUCGAUCUCAACGAAGAAGAAGACGACGACGAUGAAUCCGAGCGUCACCCGCCGGAAAUGGCCGUGAGGGGGCGGGAUCUAAAGCUCCGGAGCCGAUCGAUCCGCCGGAGGGCCAGAUCCCAUUCCCCGCUUCGGAACGCGCCAAUCCAAAUCCAAGUCCAAACCUCCGCCGCCGAUUCCUCCUCCCUCCGCCUCGGCCGCCGCUGCUGCCGACUCCUCUUCUUCCGCCAAUCCUCCGCCUGCCGCCGCGAUCUCGGGGGCGGAGAAGGCGAAAUCGAAGGAUCCAUCGCCACUGGUCGGCCGGUCUUCAAAGAGAACGGUGGCGAAGCCGAAGCCGAUUCCUUGAUGAAUAACACCUCCACUUUGCAACUCCGGGAGCCAAGAAACAGAAGGCCAUUUAUGUUGUUUCAGUGCAUGGGCAUGAAUGCCCUAGUUGUUUGUGUUUUGGCUUCUUCUGAGCUGUUUCCUGCAGCUAUUCAAGGUUUCUAUUGGCGUUCACUUGAAAACAACAUGUCCGAGCAGAGCAAGGAGGAAACCGAGGUUGUGCAAUGGCGAGCCCUUUUCUCUCUUCCAUCCUAUCGAAAAACCAGCCAAGUACUGGACCGUGUUCACAGUUUGGCAGUCUGGCCGUCUUCAUCAUCGGAUCCACGCCGCAGUGUCCUCAAAGAUCUGGAGAAGCUGGAGAGAACAUUGAAGAGGAUCCAGGCAGUGCUCCAUGACGCGGAGGAGAGGGAGAUACGAGACGAAUCCGCCGUCAAGCUCUGGCUGAAGGAGCUUAAAGAAGUGGCUUAUGAAGCAGACGACGUGCUGGACGAGUACCAGUACGAGGUACUGCGAGCCCAAGUGGAAGGCCGAGCUUCCGGCCGCAAGAGGAAGCGAGUGGAAGGGGACGAUGAGGAAGAGGUAAGUGGUUCUCUUUCCACCAUAGUGGUUUCAAUUCCGGACGGCAUGGGGGAUAGAAUCAGGGAUAUCAGGGAGAGGUUCGAUGAGAUCUCGCAGGAUCGGGAACGCCUCCGUUUAAGAGAGCAAGAUGGAGAGCGACGGGUCCUCGAAGCUCCGUACCCAGCACCAACCAACCACAUGGUGGAUGAGUCGAGUAUUUAUGGAAGGGAACACGACAAGCAGGAGGUAAUUGAUUUGCUGUUUUCCGAGGGUGUGGGAAAUGGUGUCUCCGUCAUUCCGAUUGUCGGCAAAGGGGGACUAGGAAAAACCACGAUCGCCCAACUGGUCUACAACGACCCCAAAGUAGAACAAUAUUUCAAUCUAACUGGAUGGGUUUGUGUAUCCGAUGAUUUUGAUGUUCCAAGGCUAACAAAGGCCAUCAUUGAGUCUCUUCCUGGAAGUUCAUGUGAUUCUACACAACUAAGCAAACUUCAAGAUACUCUCAAGGAAAAGCUGAAGGGGAAGACAGUGUUGCUGGUGCUCGACGACGUCUGGAAUGAACAGCAAAGCCGUUGGGAGAGCUUAAGAAACCCCUUCGUUGGUGCAGAAACGGUGACAAUUAUCAUGACCUGUAGGAAUGAUUCGGUCGCCGAGAUCAUGCAGACAGUGCGUCCUUAUCAUCCUCUCUGCUUGUCUGCAGAGCAGUCUUGGGCAUUAUUCAGGCAUUAUGCAUUUGGUGGUCGAGACCCUGUACAACAACCAAGCUUGGUGGAUAUGGAUAAGCAGAUUGUCGAGAAGUGUUCCGGUUUACCAUUGGUGGUGAAGUCAAUAGGAAGUCUUCUGAGAUACACGGCAGAUGAAGAUAGCUGGAUGGAUGUCAUACAAAGUGAUAUAUGGGAAGUCGACGAGAAGAAUGAGAUUUUGCCAGCUCUUAGAUUAAGCUAUAGCCGCAUGCCAGCCCGUCUUAAACCUUGUUUCGUUUAUUGUUCCAUGUUUCCCAAGGAUUAUCUAUUUGAGAAAGAUGAAUUAGUCCGAUUGUGGAUGGUGCAAGGUUACAUCCAAACAUGUGGAAGUAGAAGUAUAGAAGACAUUGGCGAUGAAUAUUUCAUUGACUUGCAAAGAAGAUCGUUCUUUGAUUCCUAUCAGUCUAAUUUUUUUAAGAUGCAUGAUAUGAUACAUGAUCUAGCAAAAUCUAUUGCAGAGAAUGAGUUCUGGGCAAUUAUGGGUAAGAAGCUACCCAGUCACGAUGAGGUUCGCCAUUUAUACGUGACAGAUGAAAAGAAAUUUUGGAAAUCACCGCGCUUGCAUAAUUUUAGCGCUUUACGAACCUUGUUAAUAAUGCCUUGGUUUGGAUUUCUAACAACAAUCUCAGAAAUAAUUAAGAAUCUACCGCUACUAAGAUGUUUACGGGCUCUACAAUUUUGUUGGGAAAUGGAAGAUGAGAUUCCAGAUUUACUCGGUAACCUCAAGCACCUGCGCUACUUACGUAUCACAUCCAACAAAAUUGAGAAGCUCCCUAAAUCAAUAUGCCUCCUUUAUCACCUACAGAUAUUGGCACUUAAUUGCCGGAAUCUUGCAGAGUUACCAGAUAGCCUAGGUAACCUUACCAGCCUACGAUACUUUGAACUAAGCAUGACUCGUAUUAGAAGGCUGCCUGGAACAGUUUGUCAGCUCCGCAACCUACAGAUGUUGGUUCUUAAGGGGUACAAGGGUCUUGAGGAGUUACUCAAUGGCAUAGGAAGCCUUACUAAUCUCCACCACCUACAAAUUCGGAACGGGCAAAUUUUCUGCCUGCCAGCUGGGAUCCAAAAACUAACAAAACUUCAUAGCCUUCUUGGAUGUUAUAAAGUGCAGGGUGGGAUAGGAGGGCUUAAGGACUUGGUGAACCUCGAAAGUCUCAUCAUCUCAGGGCUCAGAAACGUGGUCAACAUAGAGGAUGCCAGGGAUGCCGGUCUUAAACGCAAGCAUAAACUUCAGAAAUUGGGUCUACAUUGGAAUGCGGUCGACUGCAUAAAUGAUCCGUAUCAUAAGGAGCACUAUUACAGAUUACUACAUCUAGAAGCUUUUCCAGGGGAAAAAUAA